Messenger RNA from Nothobranchius furzeri (turquoise killifish), 4177 nucleotides. Lineage: Eukaryota; Metazoa; Chordata; Actinopteri; Cyprinodontiformes; Nothobranchiidae. The record is from RefSeq and is a predicted model, not a curated record.
UAUCAGGAUUCUCACGUGUUGCUGGAUGUCGGUCCUCUCAGCGGGAGUAAACAUCCGCAGUUGGUUGAACUUUGGCCAUAAAAAAAUGGCAAUUUUAUGAAGUGGCUGGAUUUCGAUUGUUUUUGUUAACCAGUCGAGGUGCCGCUGGCGGAUGACAGCCUGGGAGGGAGUAUCAGCCACGUCCGGCUGGCAGUGGCUUUUCAGCUUGUUGGCCCAGAGAACAGCGAGGUGAAGCGUCGGGUGUUUGUCUCCUUCUAGUUCCUUUUGCGCGUCGUUAAAUGGGCGCAGAAACUCCACAAGGAAGGCGAGAACAUCUGGGGAGACAUUGCGCAAUCGUGCGCUCUCGUCGCGGCUCUGAAGAAGCUCCUGCAGCUCUGCGUGGACGGACUGAAUUAACUCCAGUGUGAGGAAGACUGUGUUGUAUCUAGUCUCUGCCAUUUGUUUGACGGUUGUUGGCAGCUGAGAGGCGAGGCCUGACUGUUUCAGGUAGCGAACUAAAGCCUUGACCGCCAACAGGGUCUCCGCUACCUCUGGGACCACUUCAGCCAGCUCAUCGGUGUUUAGGGCAUGUCGGAGGACUGUGUUGUACAGGUGAACUUGACAAGCCAGGUGCCUGUAUGGACGGAGAGCAGCCAGCACGCUUGCGUCCUGGUCGCUGACCCAGACAACGUUGUUCAUAACGCAUGCAUCAAGGCCGAGGACUGUGACCAGCUGCUGCUGAAGCGCUUUUCGGAUAUGAUCUCCUGUUCUCGCGUGGUUUGGGAAGCAUGUUGUGAUGGAACCUCAGAUAGGGGAGGAGCCGCCUCCCAGUGGAGGCCAGGCGGACAGCCGUCUAAAGAGCAAGAAACCACCCAGCCUUGUGAUCGCCAUUCCUCCACGUGAGGACACGAUGACGAGUGAUGCAGGCAAACAGCCUCUACGACCGUCUCUGAAAAAGGCUGCAAGCGGUCAAGCUACCGGUUCCAUGUCGGAGAGCGUCACCGGAGCUGAAGAUGGAGAACUUACCGCCAGGGACAGAAGGACGAAGUUUGGCAGACAAACAUCACUUUCACAAAGCAUCCGAAGGAGUACGGCCCAGUGGUUUGGUGUUGGGGAAGACUGUGAGACGAAGCAGCAGCUGUGGCACAGGAAGAGCCUGCGACACUGCAGUCAGCGCUACGGCAAGCUCAAGGCCCAGUACAGAGAGCCGGACACGGCCACAAGUCUGGACCUGAAUCCCGAGUCACCAGCCACCCAGCGGUUACCUAAGAUCGUGGACCCCCUGGCACGAGGACGGGCUUUCCGUUGCCCAGAUGAGGUGGACAGUCGCUCCCCCAGGACGCCCUACACUGCUUCGUGGGUUCCCGUCACACCGGGGGUCACUUCCCUCAGCUCCUUCACCAGUCAGCGCUCUGGGUACGCCCGCCUCCCCAGACGGAAGAGGGAGUCUGUGGCACGCAUGAGCAUCAGAGCUGCGUCCAACCUGCUGAGGGGCCGCAGUGGCUUGGCUGGCUCACAAACCGCCCGCAGUUUCCCCAGGAGGAGCUUUGUCCGGCCCAGCUGGAUGGAUGAGGACACGGUGGACUUUGCAGACACGUCUGCAUCUCUGAUCAUCAACAAGGAUGACGUCCCGUAUGAGAUGUACUCGAUGGCUGAUGACGUCUUUGAAUCUCCUCCCAUGUCGGCCUCUUUUGCUCCUGCUGAGCAGCUUGACCAGAAGUUCCCCAGCCUUAAGGAUGUGUCUCGGGCCCCCAAAACUCCCACCUCGGUGCCUGAAAAGAUCCAUCCCCGUCGAGGGAGGCGCAUCGCUUCCCGUGUGAAGCACUUUGCGUUUGACAAACAGAGGCGCCAGUAUGGAAUGGGUGUUGUAGGAAAGUGGCUGAAUAGACAGUAUCGACACAGCCUCAGCAGCAACAUCCAGAAGCAGCUGGACGACUUCCACAGCCACAGGCCCUACUUUACCUACUGGAUUACUUUUGUCCAUGUAGUCAUCACACUGCUGGCCUGCUGCACGUACGGGUUCGCCCCCGUAGGGUUUUCACAGAACUCCAAAACUGAGCUGGUGCUGAGAAACAGAGGCAUCUAUGAAAGUGUCAAGUUCAUUCAGCAGGAGAACUUCUGGAUCGGUCCCAGCUCUGAGGAUCUGAUUCAUCUGGGGGCCAAAUUUUCCCCUUGCAUCCGUCAGGACCAACAGAUCAUCAGCCUGAUCCAGAAAGCCAAAGACCUGGAGAAGGACUCUGGCUGCUGCAUUCAGAACGACAACUCUGGCUGUGUGCAGACCCUCCGAUCCGGCUGCUCGGAGACGCUGGCCACUUUCCUGAAGUGGGACAAUGAGUAUGUGGACAUCAAGAGGUCUUCUGGCUCCGUCUGCCAUCAGGACCCCAGAGUGUGCGAAGAGCCAGCCUCUGCAGAGCCUCAUGUGUGGCCUGAUAACAUCACCCAGUGGCCGAUCUGCACGUCUCCUAAGAAGUGGAACCUCACAGGCUACAGACACAUGGACUGUGAUAUCAAAGGAAGACCUUGCUGCAUAGGAACUAAGGGCAGAUGUGAGAUCACAACCAGAGAGUAUUGUUCCUUCAUGCAUGGAUACUUCCACGAGGAGGCCACUCUCUGCUCACAGGUCCACUGUCUGGAUGAAGUGUGCGGCUUGUUGCCGUUCCUGAACCCCGAGAUUCCUGAUCAGGUCUACAGACUGUGGCUGUCCCUCUUUCUUCAUGCUGGACUCCUGCACUGUGUGGUCUCAGUAGUGCUCCAGAUGACCAUACUGAGAGACCUGGAGAAGCUGGCUGGUUGGGUCCGCAUCUCCAUUAUUUACAUCUUCAGUGGCAUCACUGGGAACCUGGCCUCUGCCUUGUUCCUGCCCUACAGAGCUGAGGUGGGCCCGGCGGGAUCUCAGUUUGGACUCCUUGCUUGCCUUUUUGUUGAGCUUUUCCAAGGUUGGCAGAUGCUGGAAAAUCCAUGGAAGGCCUUCCUCAAACUGCUAGGCAUCGUCCUCUUCCUCUUCCUGUGCGGCCUUCUGCCGUGGAUCGACAACAUCGCCCACAUCUUUGGCUUCCUCAGUGGCCUGCUCCUCUCCUUUGCCUUCUUACCUUACGUCACCUUUGGGACCUUUGACAAGUACCGCAAACGCAUCCUGAUUGCUGUGUCCUUGCUGGCCUACGUCGGACUCUUCUCCUCCCUCAUCAUUUGGUUUUAUGUCUAUCACAUUAAUUUGCACUGGCUGGAGCAUUUCACCUGCCUCCCCUUCACGAGCAAGUUCUGUGAAAAGUACGACAUCGAUCAUGACAUUAAUGAUGUAGUACACUAGCCUUCAGCCAGCUCUCGGAGAUGAACGCUGCUGGCUCCUCGCCAGAGGUGUAAAUACUGUUGGUUCCGGUUUAGGAUUUGACAAUCAACAUUUUUUUAAGCGUUUUUGUGAAUGAAAGGGAAUUUCUCUACUCAUCAGCAUGCUGGCUCACUAACUCUCGGGUUUUGCACCACCUGGCUGCUGACUAGCGAGUAGAAAAUACUGAGAAAGGGGCAAAAAUGUACAGGUGCUCAGUCAAAGAGGGAGUUGUGAGCCCACCCACCACCUCCACCACCCACAGUCCUUUUCGCUUGAGUCUAGAAGCUGACGGAUGCGUCGGUGAAUCAUGAUGGCACAUCCGAUGCUUCCUACUUCUUGUUUUCAGUAUUUGGACUUAACACUACACACGCACUUACGAUUGCUUUUAUUUCAUCUUUUCUUCUUUUUAGAUGUACUGGAUUAAUUCUAAUCUCUAAACGUCCUCUGAAAGAUAAAAAUGUUGCUGGUAGCACGUCCCGCGCUCCUGGUAAGGUGCAGCUGAAGUAAACGGAAAGCCAGACUCAGCGGUCAUCUGAAACCACUAGCUGCCUUAAACACUAUGCCGUUUCACAGAGAUGCCUCGGUUCUGUUUUCUGAUGAAGUUGUGAAUCAAAGCCAAAUGUACGAUGUCCCGACCCGACCAAAGUAACUCCACGUGCUGCUUUCCUCUGCUCGGACAUUCGUGCCGGUGCUUUUCCUGCACCGCAAACACACAUUUUAGGAGUCUUUUUCUUUUCUAUAAAUGUUUGAUUGAAAGAAGUGUUCUAAGCUUUGCUCAUCAGCCCCGUUAUCGUGAAUAACGACUGUCCACGUUGCUGUUUAUGGCAGGUCCCUGACAAUGUGAUUGUACUAGUAAAGGCCUGAGGAGUGAAA